UGGGCAUUAUGAUUGUUAUUAUGACAGUCACCUAUAAUACGUCAUUGGUUUAUUUCGUCAAAAAGUGAGAAAGCUUCCAUGAAAAUCGCAGAAAAGUUUGGUCAUUCUAACUAAGAUGGCAACGCUAAAGAGCGGAUGGCUUGAUAAAUACAGUGGAACAAUAUUCAAAUCUUGGAAAAAACGGUAUUGUGUAUUAUAUAGAGAUGGAGAACUUGCAGUUUAUGACAACCCCCAAGAGGCCUCUGCACAUACGCGAAUAAUUUUGACAACUGAUUGCAAGCAGAUCAACACAGGUUUUGCUUGUGGUUCGAUAAAUCUUCCCAAAGGAAACAGCAGUGUUGACUCAUUGUUUUGCAUAAUAACACGAAGUGGAAAAGAGCAUUUCUUUGCUGCUGGCUCAGACAGGGAAUGCUCAGAAUGGGUUGCAUUCUUAGAACAAGCAAGAAGAUCAGUGAUUACCCAGUCAAAUGUAGUACCACAUGCCCCACCACAACAACCAUUUGUAUAUCAACAAAAUGUCCAAGGAGGUCCACCGCCAGCAUAUAGUGCUGCACCACCCCAGCCUGGUGGUUACCCCCCUUACUAUCCUGCACAGCAGUAUAGCUACCAACAGGCACCCAUCUAUGGCCAGCCUGGCUAUGGACCACAACCAGCAUAUGCACCCCAACCAGGUUAUGGGCAGCCUGUUUAUGUCCAAGGUGCUCCUCAGCAACAACAAAGUUCAAACAAUAACUCGACAAGAAACAUGAUGCUUGGGGCAGCUGCAGGUGGACUUGGUGGCUAUAUGCUAGGUAGCAUGGUAGGCAGCUCAAUGAGCCACGGAUGGGGACAUCAUGAUAGUUUUGAUCAUGGAUGCUUUGAUGAUGGUGGUGGUUUUGACUGUGGAGGGGGUUUUGAUUUCUAGCAUAACAUUUUGGAUAUAUUUGUAUUUAUAAUAAUAAUAAUAAGCGUGAGACUAAUCUGUAUAGGAAGCAAAGCAUACAUAGUGUACAACAAUGUAAAACAAUGUCAGCUAGAACUCCAAGACGUGGUAUUGUCUCUAUCUGAUCAUGUUUGCUAAUGAAGUUGGCCCUCUGCAUCCAUGACCAACCUGAAAGCACUCCCCUAUCCAGGAACACCAGUGUUGGGCCACACUUGAUUCUGUUUCAACAGUCUGUUUAACCAGUCUUUUAUGUUGUUUUUGGCACUGUGCACCUAUUUAUUUUUUUGGAUAGAUUGUAAGCAUGGUAAACAUGGAGGGAGAGAAUUGUGGAAGUAUUUGGGGAAGGCGAACUUGUGUUUUAGGUCUUUUGUCUGUAAUUGUUGUCUUUUGCAGGCAAUUUGGUUGUUUUUCUAGGUUUUGCCCCCCCCCUCCCUACUUGAAAAACGAACUUCUGCCCAUCGUUUCCAAAGACUGAAAACUCUAA
Rhopilema esculentum is the source of this 1406-nucleotide messenger RNA. Its product is annotated as pleckstrin homology domain-containing family B member 2. Gene Ontology annotation, cellular component: membrane. Lineage: Eukaryota; Metazoa; Cnidaria; Scyphozoa; Rhizostomeae; Rhizostomatidae. The record is from RefSeq and is a predicted model, not a curated record. Gene Ontology annotation, biological process: regulation of cell differentiation.